Messenger RNA from Astyanax mexicanus (Mexican tetra), 4828 nucleotides. Its product is annotated as hsFATP2a_ACSVL_like domain-containing protein. The record is from RefSeq and is a predicted model, not a curated record. The coding region runs from base 114 to 1985 and encodes 623 amino acids. The transcript is spliced from 10 exons. Gene Ontology annotation, molecular function: long-chain fatty acid transmembrane transporter activity; long-chain fatty acid-CoA ligase activity. Lineage: Eukaryota; Metazoa; Chordata; Actinopteri; Characiformes; Acestrorhamphidae.
GUGUGUGUGUGUGUGUGUGUGUGUGGAGAGAGGAGAAAAACACACAGUUCUGUUCAGGUCCGCGAGCUCUGUUUUUGUCGCGAGCUCUGUUUUUGUCCCGAGCUCGCGCGGAGAUGCUCGCGCCUUGCUGCGCCCUGGCCGCGCUGGGGCUCCUCGCGCUGGGGGUGCUCGCGCUGGUGUUCCGGGGGGUCUUCCCCUGCUGGUGGGCGGACGCGCUGUGCCUGAAGAACAUCGUGCUGGUGCUCCUGCGCCUCUCGUGGCGCGCGAGGCUCCGCCCCCCGUUCCUGGCCGUGGAUCGGUUCGAGGAGCAGGCCGCGCGCCAGCCCGCCAAAACCUUCCUCGUGUUCGAGCGCGAGACCGUCAGCUACAGCGCCGCCCACCGGCGCAGCAACCGCAUAGCGCACGCGCUGCUGGCGCACUCCAGCCUGCGCGCGGGCCACACGGCGGCGCUGUUCCUGCGCAACGAGCCGGACUUCAUCUGCGCGUGGCUCGCGCUCGCCAAGCUGGGGUGCACGGUGGCGCUGCUCAAUGACAACAUCCGGUCCGGGUCCCUCCUGCACUGCUUCCGGUGCAGCAGCGCCAAGGUGCUGAUCACAAGUGCAGAGCUGCAGGGAGUGGUCCAGGAGAUCCUCGAGCCCUUGCGUGAGGAUGGAGUGUGUGUGUUCGUCAUGGCCCCGGAGUGUGUGUCCCCACACAUGCAGAGUCUUACUGACAAAAUGGAGAACGCGUCCGACUCGCCCAUCCCUCGCUCACUACGAGCUAACGUCACACUCAGCGACCCUGGAGUUUACAUUUACACAUCUGGAACUACUGGUCUACCUAAAGCAGCAGUGAUCAGUCAGAUGCGCCUGUUGGCUUCCCUGGCUGUGCUGCCGUCCAUUGGUGUGACGGGUGAUGAUGUCAUCUACGCGUGCCUACCGCUGUACCACACCGCCGGCUUCCUUAUCAGCUUCAUCAGCUGUUUUGACACAGGUUCCACAAUAAUUCUGAAGAGGAAGUUCUCAGUGUCUCAGUUCUGGAAGGACUGCAGGAAGCACAACGUGACAGUGAUCCAGUACAUCGGAGAAGUCAUGCGCUACCUCUGUAACACACCCAAGGCAGAGGAUGAUAAAGAGCACAAAGUGCGUAUGGCCAUUGGGAACGGACUGAGAGCGGACGUGUGGAAAGAAUUCCUCUCCAGGUUUGGGAAGAUUGAUGUGAGGGAGUUUUACGCCUCCACUGAGGGAAACAUGGGCUUCAUUAAUUACACUGGAAAGAUCGGAGCUAUUGGACGAGCGAACUUCCUGUUAAGGAAGCUGUUUCCGUUCGCUUUGAUUAAAUACGACACGCAGAGAGACGAACCCGUCCGAGACGCCAGCGGCAGGUGCAUCAGAGUCCGGACAGGUGAAACUGGUCUCCUGGUGGUGAAGAUAACGAAGCUGGCUCCAUUCAGAGGCUAUGCUGGGAAUCCGGAGCAGACGGAGAAGAAGAGGCUGAGGGACGUUUUUGAGAAGGGAGAUGUUUAUUUUAACAGUGGAGACCUGAUGAGAAUGGACCAAGAUGACUUCAUCUACUUCCAGGAUCGAAUUGGAGACACUUUCAGGUGGAAAGGAGAGAACGUUGCCACGACUGAAGUCUCUGACAUCAUCACCCAGGUGGAUUUCAUUAAAGAGGGAAAUGUUUACGGAGUUCAAGUUCCAGGUCAUGAGGGAAGAAUUGGAAUGGCAGCGGUGGCGGUGAAAGAGGCAGAGUUUGAUUGCACAAAGAUGUUUAACCAUGUCAGAAAACACCUUCCAAGCUACGCUCAGCCACGCUUUCUACGAUUACAGAGUGCAGUGGAGUUGACUGGUACGUUUAAGCAGGUGAAGAUGAAGCUGGUGAAGGAGGGAUUUGACCCGGCUGGAAUCUCAGAGCCUCUUUUCUUCCUGAGUGAAUCUGAACAAAACUACGUUCCUCUGACUAAAACCAUCUAUGACAGUAUCGUUACAGGCAGCAUCAGACUCUAAAUCAUCUUUAGCUCUCAGAUUAAAGAGAACACACAAUUUAUAUACGUCUUAAACCUUCAGAACAUCUGACUGAUCUAAAAUGUACUGUAGCCUCAACAGGAAAUGAACCCAAUGGUACUGUGUGUUCAAUCUGACAGGUGAGUUACUGCUCCAGGUAUAUCAGAUCAUUUGUUUUUUAGCUUCAGAUCCAGCUGAGUAUUUAGGCUAGGGCUGGGCGAUAUGGAUAAAAAAUAAUAUCUUAAUAUAUACGAUAUAUAUCUCAAUAUUUUUAAGGUUAUAACAAAAAGACACUUCUGAGAAAAAACUAUGUAUUCCACAUUUUAUACAGGAUAUUUUAUUAUUCAGCUUAUUAAGCUAGUAACAUGCCUUGUCUUGUAUAUGGGCUACUGGUGUAGGUGAUACAAAACCCUUUUUUCUGCAGUAAAAUAAAUUAUUUUACCUUCUGAGGGUUUGAAAUCUCCUACAGGACACUUGGAGAAGCUGCCUGUUUUCUCUCUACUCCACUUAAUAACUCUAACCCAGAUCAGUAACAGGAAUCAACCCAAAUACUGCAUGUUUAAAAAACAGACGUAAAAAAUAGCCAAACAUAAAGAAACUAAAGGGUUGGAGGACAUAAACUGUUUGAUUUGUAUGCAGGAUUUGUAUUGAUUUCAAAAUUAAGUUCAGGAAAAAGUCAAAUUUAUGAUUCUAUUCUUUAUAUUUUGACAUUUCAGAUUUUACUUGACUAUUUUUCUACAUAUUUCUAUUACAAUUACAAUUAUGAUUUUUAGUAACAUUCCUUAUGAAACCUGAAAGCUUUUUAUGUAAUGCUUAAGUAGAAAUCCUCAAGAUUUAGUGGUGUAAUGUCAGGUCGAAAAUUGACAAAAAUCCAGGCCUGGGGUUUUAAAAAUAAAAAGGGCAGUUUGUGUUUUACUUUUUUAUUUUCUAUAAAUCUGAGCUGAAAAAGUCUUAAGGAGCGAGUGAGGGAACGAGUCUGGGCGAGGUGAAGCUGUGCAGGGAUAUAUAUGAAAUAAGAGGCAGACUAUAGGAGCCAAUUGGAAACGCAACAUAGUCUAUAUCAAUAUAAAUAAUAGUGCAUUUUCUUAUAUCUCGAUAUAUUCUCGAUAUAUCGCCCAGCCCUAAUUUAGACCCAUCUGACUGAAUGCUGUUUACACUGACAUGCUAUAUGCUGAUAUAGAUAUACAUAUUUAUAUUAAGAGCCUUAAAGUGAGACUAGACAACCUGGUAUAACUUUAAAAACAAAUAUGACAUUUAUGACAUUUUCUUUUAUUAAAAUUUGUUUAGCUAAUUGGUUCUUUCACAGACUGGUCAGAGCUUCAAAUCCUCUUUUUAACUGAACAAGUUAAAUAAAACAAUAGAUCUAUUAAAACUAAGAAAAUAAAUAAAUAUUAGCUUAAAAUUGUUACAACCUUAGCUAGGGCUGGGCGAUAUGGAUCAAAAACUAUAUCUCAAUAUUUCUUUUCUGAAUUGCAAUAUACAAUAUAUAUCUCGAUAUUUUUUUCAUUCCAUAAGGUAAUAUCAAAAAGAUACUUUUGAGACAAAGCUACAUGUUACAAAUUUUAUAUUGGUACUUUAAUAUUUUAGUGCCGUAUCCUGUAUAUUAGAGUAGCCUAGCAGUUCUAGCAGCAUUUUAUAUAAUCAACAACUGAAAGUCAUUUCAACUUAUACUAAUUAUAAAUGUAUAGAUAUUAAACAAUUCCUCAAAUGAAAUCUUUUUUUCCACUAAAAGUAGCUUAAAAACAAGGGAUAUAUGAAAAAUUACAUUGUGCUUUUGGAAAAAGCGCAUCUGAAGAAAAAGUAAAUAAAAAGUGCAGUUUGAGUUUUCUGUAAAUCUGGGCUGAAACCGAUUCAGGUCUAUUCUCAUACCCAUGUGAAGGAGCCGAUUGGUCAGUUCAGGUUAGAGUGGGUGUGUCUGCUCUAAAGAUCAGUGUUUAGUUCAGUGGUGAUGCUUCAGAACACGAGACGUGCUGCUGUUUUACUGAAAAGUUGGGUUCCGCCAUCACUGUGUGUGUUUUUAUAGAGAACGGCGUCUGAAUGAGCUUCAUGUCUCUCCUCUGUGCGCCACUUUAUUUAGAAGGCAGGCGAUUGGUCUUUGAGUUUCCUGCACUGCAAAACCUCCGUCAACGGCUAGUUAAGUUAAAAAUAAACCCUGUAGAAAUGAACUAGUUCUCAAUAGUGGACCAGCUCCGCCUAUUACUGACCCCCGCUCUACAAAAUACCUUAUUCUGCUGCUCAUCUGACUCGCUGAAUCCAAACCUGGAAAAUCUCGAUAUAUUAAAUAUUAGGAGAAACAUUAGGUUUCUCUGUCGCCUGCUCUCUCUCUCUCUCCCUGCUCUCGCUGCCUGACUGCUGCUGACUGCGGUGGGGGAGGGGUAGUGUGUUUAGUGAGGAAGGGAGGCAGGGCUCAUCUUAUAUCGCAUAUGAAAAUAUAUUGAUAUUUUUAAAAAAUCUCGAUAUAUCGCCCAGCCCUAACCUUAGCCCAUGUUUGUCAUGUUUCUCCUUCUUUUUGUGUUUUUUUUCUAUUCUUGUCCUCUGCUCUUGCUAGUCUUCCCUUGUCUGCUUAUAUUGCUAGCUAUGUUCUCUUUAAGCACAUGGCUCUGAUUAGUUUCAUGUCAUCCAUGUUUCCACCUGUGUCUCAUUUGUAACCCCGCCCCCUCAUUAUCCUUCCCAGGUGUUCCUUGUCUGUGUUUAUAUACCCCAUUUUUUUAACCUACAGUGGAUUUUAAAGAAGCUUGGCCAGCAUUGAGCCUCUGUAUUAGCAUGACCAGUGUCAAUUGGUCCUUUUUUGGCAUACAAUAAAUACAUUACAUUAGCAAAUAUCUGUUUGAAAUAUCGGUCAAAUC